Messenger RNA from Macadamia integrifolia, 2383 nucleotides. RefSeq lists its product as uncharacterized. Bases 131 to 2368 code for a protein of 745 amino acids. The transcript is spliced from 8 exons. Gene Ontology annotation, biological process: interstrand cross-link repair; protection from non-homologous end joining at telomere; double-strand break repair via nonhomologous end joining. The record is from RefSeq and is a predicted model, not a curated record. Gene Ontology annotation, molecular function: 5'-3' DNA exonuclease activity; protein binding; damaged DNA binding. NCBI's taxonomy places the organism in Eukaryota, Viridiplantae, Streptophyta, Magnoliopsida, Proteales, Proteaceae.
CAAAGGAAGGGCGGGAAAAGAGGGCAAAGUCGAUGAUGCCCUAGUUUUCUGGGGCAUCGGCUCGUCCUAGAUAUGCUCAGGGUGCUCUCAAACUCCAUUGGAGCCCCAUUUUGAUGCUCUAUGCUUCGCCAUGUGGGACGACGACGACGAUUUCCAGAACCCUGGCCAAGUUCUUUCUCUCGUCCAGAAGAACCCUAUUAUUUCAUCCCUUCAGAAAACCUCCAUAAAUCCCAUCUCCCAACCUCUGAGGCCUUCUAAUGGUACCCGGUCAUCCAGGAAGACGAAGCGCUCGACCGGCGCUGGGAAAGAAAAUUCCAAAUCUUCUUCCUCUGUCAAUGAGAAAAGAGAUUCGGGAGUGGAGAAGGGUUCCGGACUGACUUCAACGAAGUCUGGCUUAUUGGAAUCAAACGCAGAUUUCAGCAGGAAUUGCCGUUCUGGCAUCGAUAGCAGUUUUAGGGCCGAAGCAAGUAUUUCUGUGAAUGCUAUUUCCGUUGAGCGCAAUGAAGGAAAGAGAUUUGAAAUGGAGGCGAGUUGUUUGUUAAAUUUAAAUUCAAGCAAGAAUGGCUGUUCUACUUCAACCGUCGAUAAUGAAGUUUCUGCUUUCGAUUCAGCGGAGUCGCAGUUAUUAGAUCCAGUCACAAGUUGCAGUUGUAGAGCUGAAGAUGAGUUUGUGGGUGGGGAUGGUGUUUCGACUGGUUGUGAUGAUAAAGGACUCAGAUUGGAGAAUGGUUAUUUAUCGAAUUCAGUUGAAUCAAGGUUAUUAGUUUCAAGAGUAGAAAGCAAUUCCCUUGCGGAUGAUAGUAGCUUUGAAGAUAAUGAUGUCGAUGAUUUUGAGCCAGGUACACAGCUCAAUGUGUUAAUGAAGUUGUGUUCAGAAAUUGAUGAAAUAGAAAAGUCAAACGGAACUGACUCUUGGAAGGGAGAUGGUUCAGGCGAUAGUUUGGUUGAGUGCCCUUUAUGUGGAAUUGACAUUUCGGGUUUGGGCGAGGAACAAAAACAUGCUCACACCAAUGGUUGCCUUGACCGAGAGGAAGAGCAACACGUCCAGACCACCAAUUGUUUUCACAGUGAUGAGAUUCAGAAGGCAAAGGUUGUUCCUCCUUGCAGUGACACAAGAGUUCAAUCUCCAAUGCGAGAUGUUGAUGUCUCCCCUGUUCUUGAAUGGCUGCGUUGCUUAGGUCUGUCGAGAUAUGAUGAAGCUUUUGUUAGAGAAGAAAUUGAUUGGGACACUCUGCACUGGCUGACAGAAGAGGAUCUCUUCAGUAUGGGAGUUACUGCACUUGGUCCCAGGAAAAAGAUUGUCAAUGCACUUACUGAACUCAGGAAAGGAAGCACGCGCACAGAAGACAUACAAACCAGCAUGGACGAUGCUUCUAGAGUUAAAGUCAACCGUAACUGUAAACUAUCUGGCAAUAAGUUGAUUACAGAGUACUUCUUAGGUUCUUCUGUUGACAGGAAGAGAGAUUGUGCACCCUCUGUUGCACGUGGGUUAGGAGAAAGCAAAACAGGUUCUGUUCAUAAAUGGGUUGUUGGCAGAAGUCAUGUCAGGAACGAAAAGCUGAAAGACACUCCUUCAUGGUGUUGCAUACCAGGGACACCAUUCCGAGUGGAUGCUUUCCGAUAUUUGAGGGGCAAUUGUUCCCAUUGGUUUCUCACCCAUUUUCAUAUUGACCACUAUCAGGGCCUUACAAGAAGUUUCUGUCAUGGGAAGAUAUACUGCUCCUCAAUUACAGCACGGCUUGUGAAUUUUAAAAUAGGGAUUCCAUGGGAUAGAUUACAGGUCUUGCCACUCAACCAGAAGAUCACCAUUGCUAAUGUUGAUGUAACUUGCUUUGAUGCAAACCACUGUCCUGGUUCCAUAAUUAUUCUCUUUGAGCCACCCAAUGGUAAGGCAGUUCUACAUACGGGGGAUUUCCGAUUUAACGAGGACAUGAAAAGCAUAUGUGUUUUGCAGAGUUGUCCCAUCCACACCCUUAUCCUUGAUACCACUUACUGUAACACCCAGUAUGACUUUCCAAAGCAAGAGGCAGUGAUACAGUUUGUCAUCGAGGCCAUCCAGGCUGAAGCUUUCAACCCCAAAACUCUCUUUCUGAUUGGUAGUUAUACGAUUGGAAAGGAACGGCUGUUCUUGGAGGUUGCACGAGUUUUGCAUAAAAAGGUCUAUGUUGGAGCAGCAAAGUUACGUCUUUUAGAAUGCUUGGGGCUUCCGGAGGCGGACAUGCAGUGGUUUACUAAAAAUGAACAAGAGAGUCACAUUCAUGUCGUGCCUAUGUGGACAAUUGCAAGCUUCAAGAGGAUGAAGCAUCUAUCCUCUCAAUACUCGGUAGGCGUGCAAUUUCCUACUUUUAAAGGGAACGUUAAACAAUAGAUUUUAUUAUGUAUG